AUGUCAUAUCUGGAUUUUGUUGCUGGUUGUUUCGGAGGUGCGGCAGGUGUAUUAGCUGGUCAUCCACUAGAUACGGUUAAAGUCCGUUUGCAAACACAAACGCCUGGUCAGUACCGCGGAACACUACAUUGCUUUACGUCGAUUAUUCGAAAUGAAGGAGCAUCGGGUUUACUCAAAGGUCAAUUUGUUGAAUAUGUUUUCAUCCUCGAAGAUAUUGCUUGA
Messenger RNA from Anisakis simplex (herring worm), 222 nucleotides. NCBI's taxonomy places the organism in Eukaryota, Metazoa, Nematoda, Chromadorea, Rhabditida, Anisakidae. The record is from the annotation of a GenBank genome assembly.